Molecule: messenger RNA, 924 nt
Organism: Caenorhabditis remanei
Lineage: Eukaryota; Metazoa; Nematoda; Chromadorea; Rhabditida; Rhabditidae
Exons: 2
Coding region: 1-924 (307 amino acids)
Biological process (GO): embryo development
Source: RefSeq, a predicted model, not a curated record
AUGCAGUUUCAUGGUCUAUCAGUGAUUGAGUUUCUCUAUGAUGAUGUGUUGGUAAUCAAGCUAUCCUUCUGCUCCAAGAAAAUCUCCACUCAAAUUAAUAUUGCUCGUUUGUAUUCUCAAAAAGUUAUAGUCAGUCUGGACAUGUUAUACCUAGGAAUUAGAGUUCACUCUGAAAAUAACAAAGAUACAUUUGGAAUUCUCAUUCGUUUUAACAACGGAACAAUUAACAAUCUUAAUAUCCAACAGUAUCGAAUUGAAGGGUAUACUGUACCUGUGAUCUUUUGCACCAAAGGUAUCAAUUUAUUCUGGGAAAACCAUCGAGAAGGAUUUCUAUCUGUUAUUCGUUGUCUUUUGAAGAUAUUUCGAUGCAAGUUUUCAAUCAAUAAUGAUUAUAAUGGUGAUUCAUAUCAACCGAUAAUUUCUAAGUUAUUUGAUCUACAACUGGAAUUCAAAAUGUUCACUAUUCGUCCUAAUGGAUCAACGGAUCAAAACUCAUCUUGGAACCAGAUUUCCAGUAAUUUUGGACUGGUUGAGGAUCUUAGAAUCUCAUCUAGUUUUAAGCCCAGUUUUAGACCAGUUUUCACUUCAUGGCCACAGAAGAUUACUAUCAUGAAUUCGUAUUGGUUCACUGUUGAAUAUCUUUUGACGUGCAAUUGCACUACAAUUACACUCGGAGGUUCUCAUUUAGAAAACAAGAAUUUAGAUGUGAUUUUUCUGAAGUGGAAGGCUGGAGGAUUUCCUAAUCUAGAAUAUCUGUACGUCGAGAGUCAAAGUAUUAAAAACAAUGGAACGACGGUUUUGGGAAUGAAUUUGCCGGAGUUAGAUGGGAAGGUAAUUCAAACUGAUGAUGGAUCAAAGAAGGCAACUAUCCACACUGAUUACGGUAGAUACGGUAGAAUUGAAUUGUCUGUAACUCCAUUUUAA